Messenger RNA from Lactuca saligna, 432 nucleotides. The record is from the annotation of a GenBank genome assembly. NCBI's taxonomy places the organism in Eukaryota, Viridiplantae, Streptophyta, Magnoliopsida, Asterales, Asteraceae.
AUGGCUAUGGCUUUCAAGAUGGCAACUACGGGGAUGUGGGUGGCGGAUGAGUGUAAGAACUCGUUCAUGGAGAUGAAAUGGAAGAAGGUUCAUAGGUAUAUAGUGUUUAAAAUCGACGAGAAAUCGAAGCUGGUGACCGUCGAUAAAGUUGGUGGCGCCGGAGAAGGAUAUUCCGAUCUGACUGCCUCUCUGCCUGACGACGACUGCCGUUAUGCGGUGUUUGAUUUCGAUUUCGUCACCGUCGACAAUUGCCGGAAAAGCAAGAUUUUCUUUAUUGCAUGGGCUCCAAGUGCAUCAAAAAUAAGGGCAAAAAUGUUGUAUGCAACAUCUAAGGAUGGAUUGAGAAGAGUAUUAGAUGGGAUUCACUAUGAAGUCCAAGCAACAGAUCCAAGUGAGAUGGGGUUUGAUAUCAUUCAAGAUAGAGCCAAAUAG